Malurus melanocephalus (red-backed fairy wren) is the source of this 4907-nucleotide messenger RNA. RefSeq names its product kinase suppressor of ras 1 (gene KSR1). The transcript is spliced from 19 exons. Gene Ontology annotation, molecular function: ATP binding; protein kinase activity. The record is from RefSeq and is a predicted model, not a curated record. Gene Ontology annotation, biological process: protein phosphorylation. The coding region runs from base 190 to 2472 and encodes 760 amino acids. Lineage: Eukaryota; Metazoa; Chordata; Aves; Passeriformes; Maluridae.
GAUCCCCAGGUGAAGCUGAUCGAUUACAUCCACAGGCAGCGACAGUGCAAGCUGAGCGUGCCCCUGAGCGACAGAACAGCCGAGCUCAACAGCUACCCCCGCUUCAACGACUGGCUGGACAUCGUCAACGUCAGGAAAGAGGUGGUGCAGAGAAUACCAGAGGAGCUGACCCUGGAUGCCUUACUAGAAAUGAAUGAGUCCAAGGUGAAAGAAACAAUGAAGARAUGUGGAGCCAGAGAUGAGGAGUGCUCCAGGCUCAACGGGGCCCUGAGCUGCCUGCGGAAGGUGACAGAGUCAGGAGGUGAACUGAAGGACGAUGUGCCCGUGGCCCUCCCCGAGCGCCGGGACAGCUCCUCCUCGCAGCCAGAGCCGCUGGGCCCCGCCUGGUCCCCGAGCACCCCGGCCAAGGGCAGCCAGCAGCAGCAGCAGCCGCGCUCCGUGUCGGUGGGCACGGCCCCUCCCUGCGAGCCCCCCGCGCCCAGCCACGGGCCCUGUCCCUACACAGAGACCCUGCUGGAGCCCCUGGUGCUGCCGACGGCCGCGGGCAGGCCCAGGACUCCGCACAGCAUCACCGUCACCCCCCCGGCCACGCCGCAGCCCAAGCGCCGGCACCGCCUGAAGCCGCCGCGGACGCCGCCGCCGCCCUGCCGAAAGGUGUUCCAGCUGCUGCCCAACUUCCCGACCCUCACCCGCAGCAAAUCCCACGAGUCUCAGCUGGGCAACAGGAUAGACGAAGUUCCUCCCAUAAAGUUCGAGCUGUCCCAGGGAUCCCCCCAGACGGUACGAAGAGACUUUGGCCUGGCUGUAACUCACAGGUUCUCUACAAAAUCCUGGUUAUCUCAGAUUUGCCAAGUGUGCCAGAAAAGCAUGAUGUUCGGGGUGAAGUGUAAGUACUGCAGAUUAAAAUGUCACAACAAAUGUACUAAAGAGGCACCUGCUUGUAGAAUAUCCUUCCUUCCCAUAGCAAAAAUUAGAAGAACAGAGUCUGUCCCRUCUGAUAUCAAUAAUCCAGUAGACAGACCCACAGAACCCCAGUUUGGAACUCUCCCCAAAGCACUAACUAAAAAGGAGCAUCCACCAGCAAUAAACCACCUGGACUCCAGCAGUAAUCCUUCCUCUACAACCUCAUCCACUCCCUCUUCUCCAGCACCUUUCCAGUCUUCCAACCCUCCCAGCGCGACGCCUCCCCCAAACCCUUCUCCCAUGGGCCAGAGAGAUGGGAGAUUUAACUUCCCAGCUGCCUACUACCUCCAGCAUAGACAACAGUUUGUCUUCCCAGAAAUCCCCAGUCCUGCACAAACAGCACAGCCUUCAGAAACUGCUGCAGACACUAAUGCUGCCCAGCAGCCCAGCACGGGCGGAGGUGCACGGGAAGCACAGGUGGAGGAGCCAGAGGUCAGUAAAUCAGAGCCUGAAGAUGAUGAGGAUGAGGUGGAAGAUUUGCCCAACCGGCGGCCGCACCUGCAGGGGAUGAUCUACCGCAAACCCAGCCAGACCAGCGUGUACCUGCAGGAGUGGGACAUCCCCUUCGAGCAGAUCCAGCUGGGGGAUCCCAUCGGCCAGGGCCGCUGGGGCAAGGUCUACAAGGGCAAGUGGCACGGGGAGGUGGCCAUCAGGCUGCUGGAGAUCGAUGGCAACAACCAGGAUCAUCUCAAACUCUUCAAGAAGGAGGUGAUGAACUACAGGCAGACSCGGCAUGAGAACGUGGUGCUGUUCAUGGGAGCCUGCAUGAACCCCCCUCACUUGGCAAUCAUUACCAGCUUCUGCAAAGGAAGGACGCUGCACUCCUUUGUGAGGGACCCCAAGAUCUCCCUGGACAUCAACAAAACGCGGCAGAUAGCACAGGAGAUCAUAAAGGGCAUGGGGUAUCUGCACGCAAAGGGGAUUGUACAUAAGGAUCUGAAAUCCAAAAAUGUCUUCUAUGACAAUGGAAAAGUUGUGAUCACCGACUUUGGAUUAUUUGGAAUUUCAGGUGUGGUUCAGGAAGGAAGGAGGGAGAAUGAACUGAAGCUGCCUCAUGACUGGUUGUGCUACCUGGCYCCUGAGAUUGUCCGGGAGAUGGCCCCAGGGAAAGAUGAAGACAAGCUGCCUUUCUCCAAAGCUGCAGACAUCUAYGCCUUUGGGACCGUGUGGUACGAGCUGCAGGCUCGGGAGUGGCCGUUCAAGAGCCAGCCUGCAGAGGCUCUCAUCUGGCAGAUCGGCAGCGGCGAGGGAGUGAGACAGGUCCUGGCCACUGUCAGUCUGGGCAAGGAGGUCAAUGAAAUCCUCUCWGCCUGCUGGGCCUUCGACCUCAGUGAGAGGCCCAGCUUCACUGUCCUCAUGGAAAUGCUUGAAAAACUGCCAAAACUGAACCGCCGGCUCUCCCACCCAGGGCACUUCUGGAAGUCUGCGGACAUUAACAGUAGCAAAGUUGUCCUGCGUUUUGAAAGAUUUGGCUUGGGGAUCCUGGAACCGAGUAACCCAAAGCUGUAGCCCGGUGUCAUUGUGACCAUGUUGGCUGCCUGCUCCCACCCAGCACCAGAAACCCUCCCUGGCUCCUCCACGCCGAGCCUGGUGCGGCCCCUCUGAAGACCAUCAGCUCAGCCCGGUCCUGCCUGAGCACCAGCAGUUAUUUAAACAAUGUUUACAUGAUACUUUUGUGUGAACUAUAUUUUUAUAAACAUAAUAAACUGGUGAAUCGAGUUGAACUACAGCCAUUCUGAAAUAGCACUGAAAAAAGAGAAGAGCUGUUCCUGGUUCCUCCUUGUGUCCACRGUCAGGAGGAGCCACUCUCUGCCUUCAGAGUGGGUUCCCCUGGCAGUGGCACCUCUGGGUGGUGGCUCCUGAGAGGCUUUGACUUUCCAGAGGAAAUUCUUCCCUGAGGGUAGAACCCAGCCUGCUGCACUGGGACUCGCCCAAAGCGGGGCUGGUCCAGCUCUGGGUCACCCUGAAUUGGGCUGCACCAAAACAGAUCUGCAGGGAGAGUGUCUGGCCGUGGGGUCAGUUAAUGGCUCAAGUGCUCUUCUCCACAGAACUCACACUGAAACCUGCUCCUUCUCAUACAACCCCAGAGGAAUUAAGAAUUGCUGGCCUUAAAAAAACUAAUGACUUGUUACAGCUCUGCACAGGGACCAAAUUCUUCUGUUGAAGUUCAGGCACAAGUUCAAGUGCAGGGAAGGGCARGAGAGACAGGACAAGGGAUAAGCUGUCCCUAAAUAAUGCAUUAACUAAGGCCUGGGUGCACAGAGCUGCAGAGYCAUUGCACACACACAGCAGUUGGCACAUUAAAGCUUGCAAGCUCUUUGAUAAACAUAGGACUAAAGCAGUUACUUUGGGGAAGAAACCCCUUAAGAAUGACAGAAAUCUUGCAGCCGAGAAGGCAGUACCUGGGCCUGGAGGCCCUGCCUCACCUUAGCAGCUCAAAAUUUUCACAGAGAGUAGUUUUAAACCCAAAAGCCGUCACCCCCAUCUCCAGUGCAGUGUGGAGGUUAUGGAGGUGACACCAAGCUGAGGUGACAGAUGCAUCAUUCCCCUUGGUAAUGGCUCCCCUUUCCCCACCAUCACCCCAAAGCUCAGGGGGAGCUCCCCAAUCUUCUGUGAGCAGGCAAAGCACCAGCCCUCAGUUUGGCUGCCUUGUGUCAAGAACUAAGUGGCACAAAACCUGAGUUCUGUUGAGCAGAGAGCUUCACUGCCGUGUGCAAGUCAGUUGUAGCCUCUUACAAGUGUUGACAAAGACUUUUUAAACGUCUCAGAUACGCAAGAGGAACAGGAUUUGGCAUGGCCAGGCACUGCAGUGCUGUCCUGAUCCCCUCUCCCCUCCCACGUUAAAGGCAYGGCUGCUGCACCCUCGGGCUCCACAGGACUCUGCUGUUUGUUCUCACCGUGUGGCAGCAGCUUUAGGCAGAAAUUGUUUUCCCCCAAGUGCUGCUUAGGAACAGCACAUCAACCCAAAGCAGGGAAAAAAGAUGCUGCCCCUCGGCUGGAACCCUGCAUGCCCUAGGGAAGGGCAGGAGCUGCUGGUCCUUGGCUCAGCCCGUGGCCGAGGGUGGCAGCGGCCUCGGGGUGCUCCUCACUCAGUUUUUGGGUGCAUAAACCAGGCCCUGAGAGCUGGGACACCCCAAGGUUCUGUUUGGGAUCAAGGGCGCGGGGUUCCUUGUCACAGCUGUCCCCUUUGUGCAGGGCUGGCCCUGGCUGUGGAGCCCUGUGUGUCCUGCCAUGCCCCAGUUGGAUGCUGUGGGAUGUGCCCAUUGGGAACGUGCCCUGCUCCAGUCCUGGCACUGGGGGUGUUCAUAACUGCCUUUAACAGGGGAUUGGGGUUGCAAUGGAGCCUGGGCUGGGUGGUGCAGGGACACCCCAAAGUGCCCUGAGCACAGAGCUCCCCCUGUGCCCAGCACAGCCCACGAGAACCGAGCCCAUCUCGGGGUCAUUCCUGUCUCGGUCACCCUGCGGGGGCACAGGGGGCACAGGGGGCACAGGGAUGGGGGCACAGAGCCCUCCCAGCCCCACUCACCAAGCGACAGUCCCUGGGUUGUGUUUGGUCCCAGUCCCACCCCCAGCCCGUCCCGGUGGAGCUGUCAAUGUGACAAUGCUGUGCAAUGCUGCUACAGGAGCCACACGUCAGUAGUGAAUGUAAAUGGUCGUAACAUGGUGAACAUGGACACGUUUUCUUUUCAAAUGUGAUGUAAACUUUGUACAGUACAAAUUUUUUUUUUAUAUUUUCUAUGAAUUGAGUGUCUUCCAGAAUUGCUAUUAAAUUAAUUACAAAUUGUUAGGAUUAACAACAGUUUCUGUAUUAGUUUAUGCAACCAGGAAAGAAAAAAAAAAAAGUACGAGUGCACUCUAUGCUACUGGAAUUCUGGAUAUGUAGGAAUCUUUUCAGUGAAUAAAUCUUUGGUCUGGAUAAAGUAAGUGGUUUGACCUUUCCUUCC